Molecule: messenger RNA, 1410 nt
Organism: Pseudopodoces humilis (Tibetan ground-tit)
Lineage: Eukaryota; Metazoa; Chordata; Aves; Passeriformes; Paridae
Gene: SIRAL2
Product: SIR2 antiphage like 2
Source: RefSeq, a predicted model, not a curated record
UGUGCUCAGUCCCGGAGGAUGUUCCAGAGCAGCUCCCAGUACUCGGACCACGGGGAGAUUUGACCCCCCCAUCGCAGCCAUUUCUCUGUGAGGAUUGGGGGAUCAUUGCUCCCACUCCUUGCACGGCUGCGCCUUUCAGGAAGCUCCUUUUAGGAGCUAAAAGGAAGCAGCGAGGUCUGAAAUGUUGGUAUCGACAGCAGCCCGUGGGCUCAGAGAUGGAUUCACCAGAAGGGGCUACAAUUAGAAGUGAGCAGAAGUUCAGAAAAUUCUUAAAAAGUCUUGUAAGAAAGCAGCCUCAGGACCUUCUCCUGGUAAUUGGGACGGGGGUGAGUGCUGCGGUAGCCCCAGGAAUCCCGGCACUCUGCUCCUGGAGGAGCUGCAUUGAGGCUGUCCUUGGAGCAGCUGAGCAGCUGGAGGUACUGCACCCCGGGGAUGUUGCUGAAUUCCGUAACAAAGUAAUCAAAGAGAGAGACCUGCUUGUGGUUGCGCAUGAUCUCAUCAGGAAGAUGUCACCACGUACCGGUGACACAAAGCCAAACUUCUUCCAGGACUGCUUAAUGGAGGUGUUUGAUAAUUUAGAACAACACAUUCAGAACCCUGUGGUUCUACAAUCCAUCCUGAGGCUUAUGGAAAGAGGCACAAUGGUUUUGACUACAAACUAUGAUAAUUUGCUUGAAAUAUUUGGUCAGCAGCAGGGUAAACCUAUGGAAUCCUUAGACCUUAAAGAUAAGGAUAAGGUUCUUCAGUGGGCAAGGGGCCAUGUAAAAUACGGAGUUCUUCAUAUUCACGGCUUAUAUACAGAUCCCUGUGGAAUGGUGCUUGAUCCCUCAGGAUAUAAAGAUGUUACUCAAGAUCCUGAAGUCAUGGAGGUUCUUCAGAACUUGUACCGAACCAAGUCUUUUUUGUUUUUGGGUUGUGGAGAGACUCUGCGUGACCAGAUAUUCCAAGCUCUUUUUCUUUACACAGUAAAGAACAAAGUGGAUCUAGAACAUUACAUGUUGGUGCUUAAAGAAAACGAAGACCACUUUUUUAAGCUCCAGGCAGACAUGCUGCUGCAUGGAAUAAAAGUAGUGUCCUAUGGGGACUGCUUCCAACAAUUCCCAGAGUAUGUCCAGGAUCUGGCUGCUCAAAUCUGCAAACAGAGAAGUCCAGAUGCUGAACGGGUGGACAGCACAACGCUGUUGGGAACUUCAUGUGUGGACUGUGCUAAAAGGAAGUUAGGAGAAAGUGGCACUGAUUCUCCUAAGAGGAUAAAGCAGUCAGAUAAUGAUAUACCCACUCUUGAAUGAAAACCCCAAACACCCAAGGCCCACCUCAGAAGCUUUUUAACAGUAGGUGCUUUACAUCUGCUGCAUGGAGAGUUUUGAGCUGGUAUUUCCAUGAUUUUAAAUGGAAUAAAAUUGCACAUAC